AUGCCUCGUAAAAACCAGUCGCUCAUGUCUCCUAGAAUUACCAGAUCCUCUGCUAGACAAGCAGCUAGUCUCGCAGCUUCAUCGACAGAACCCGCUGCUGGUGCUGAUCUCACCAACGCCACUGUACCAGCGAGCUCCAGUCCCCAGAACCUUACCGCUUCUGCGUCACGGAAACGAAAGGCUCCAGCUCAGCCACCCAGUCCUACUCCGGGUAAUCAGCAGUCGACAACCACUUCGACCAGACGAUCUAAGCGACAGAAAGUCGCCGAUCCCCUUUCGCCAGCUCAACUUUCCACCCAGACACCUGCCCCGCCUCGUUCUAAGAGGAAAGGCAAAGCUACCUCAACCAUGUCGAGCCCAGACACGCCUGCAGGCCCUGCAAGCAUCUCAGAGAAUACUGCCCCUUCUGGGUCCUCGAGUCGCAAGUCGAGCAGAAGCAAGAGAACAGCUCCCAGUGCAACAGGUAACCCUAAGACAAACAAAUGUAGGCUAAUUGACUGUUUUACUGACUCGGCUGGUUUAGAUCUCUCUGCCAACACACCCGGUUCUUCUCGUCGUACGAAACGAAAUGCUACCAACAAUGCCGAUCAAGAUACUGCCAUGACAGGCACUGACGAGGCAGAGAAGGAGUCAAUCCUUCCUCCACCGCCACCUCCCCCUCCCGAGCACCAGGACGAUGAGGACAGUGACGAUAAUGAUGAAGAUGAUGAGGAUGGUAGGAGGUACGACGAUGAAGACGAUGACCCUUUUGGUGGAUUUGGAGGCCCAGGAGGUCCUGGAGGGCUGUCCAGCACUCUGCGAGCACUCACAGGCAUGAUGUCGGGCAUUUCAUCCCGCCUGCGUGAGCUGCUGAACAACUUGCGUCAAAAAGAUGAUCCAUCAAUGCAACUGAUCGCGUUGCAGGAACUGUCCGAGAUCCUCCUAGUUUCGAAUGAGGACAACCUGUCUGGCCACUUCUCGCCCGAUUCUUUUGUCAAGGAACUUGUCAUUCUGAUGCAGCCUAACGAAAUCACUGGAGAGGAGAACCCCGAGAUCAUGCUCCUCGCUUGUCGAUGCUUGGCAAAUUUGAUGGAGGCCCUACCUGCGAGCGUUGCCAACGUUGUAUAUGGAGGUGCUGUGCCAGUUCUCUGCCAAAAGUUAUUGGAGAUCUCCUUCAUCGAUCUCGCUGAGCAAGCUCUGAGCACACUGGAGAAGAUCUCUGCCGAGUAUCCCUCGAGCAUUGUCCGAGAAGGUGGCCUCACGGCAUGCUUGUCGUACCUGGACUUUUUCGCCACAAGCACCCAGAGAACUGCUGUGACAACAGCAGCAAACUGUUGCCGAAAUAUUCCAGAGGAUUCGUUUCCUGUCAUCAGAGACGUUAUGCCGACCCUUCUCAACGUGCUUGGUAGCAGUGAUCAGCGAGUCGUUGAGCAAGCCUCUAUUUGCGUUUCUGGCAUCGUUGAGAGCUUCAAAUACCAGUCUGCAAAGCUUGAAGAGCUGGUAAGCGUGGAUCUGCUGAAAGCGGUUCUUCGACUACUUGUUCCAGGCACUACCAACCUCAUUGGGCCCAAUAUCCACACCCAAUUCCUUAGAGUCUUAGCUUUUACGGCUCGUGCCAGCCCUCAGCUGUCAGCAGAGCUCUUCAAACUUAAUGUCGUCGAGACACUCUAUCAGAUCCUCACCGGCGUUUCCCCGCCCAGCGGAACGGACGAUGUUGCCUCUAAGCUUGACAGCGUUGUUAUCAUGCAGGCUUUGAUUCACCGGCCAAGAGAGCAGAUCAUUGAGACCCUAAAUGUCAUCUGCGAGCUCCUUCCUAGCCUCCCUCGCAAUGCCGACCCUUCGUACGGCGAUUUUGUUGAGAUGAACACCACAGAACCCAUUACCCCGUCCUCAACUGCACCUGGAAAGGCACGUAAGUCACCAAACGACAAGCGAAUCGAGCUGCUAGAUGGGUGCAAAUCAGAGGUUCGGCGCUUUGCCCUGAUCUUGUUCCCAACCUUGACGGACGCCUUUUCAAGCACUGUCAACUUGAAUGUUCGACAAAAGGUUCUUACUGCGCAGUUAAAGAUGCUCUCCAAUCUGGAUGAGGGUAUUUUGGGAGAAGCGUUGAAGACGGUUCCCUACGCCUCCUUCCUCGCCUCAAUUCUAUCCCAGCAAGAUCAUCCUUCUCUUGUCAUGCUAGCACUGCAAGCCACUGAGCUCCUUCUGAGUCGUUUGGAUGAAGUAUAUCGAUACCAACUUUACCGUGAAGGCGUCAUAUUGGAGAUUACCAAACUCGCGGCCGAGGAGCAGACACCUUCCCCACCAGAGGCCGCCGAUACUCAGGACACCAAUACCGCUGAGAGACAAGCAUCAGCUGACUCUGCGGAUCGGUCAUCAGACAACGAUGAAUCUGAAGACGAUGACGAACACGAAGAGUCUGACGAUGAAGAAAAUGAAGAGGAUAACGAGAACGAGCCUCAUCCUGAUGACAUUUCGGGCUCACCUGUUAGUUCAAGAGGAUCUACUAUGUCACUCGAUGGACCUCCGCAACACUUUCUGUCGGAUGUACAGUCUAUGCGUGCAAGAAUCCGUGAGGUGGCAAAGAAAUUCUUGGAGAAUCACGAAACUGAGAAACAUGGUAAGACCAUGAAGAAGAAGGCUGCCAAGAUUUUGUCCAACCUCUCAGACCUUGCCGAAGAAAUCGAGGCAUUCUACGUUCACAGGACUGCCACUAACCUUGCACCUGAGAAAGGUGUCGAACUGUUCAAGAGACUGGCAUCAUCAUUUGACGCGGAUGUACUUGAGAGUGUCACGAGCGCUGAGCUACUAGCGUCCGGCCUCGUUCGUGUUCUUCUGGAUGUUUUCAGUAACCCAGAUGAAGAAUUGGCUCGAUCGGCUCAGUCGGCUUUUCUACAGGUCUUCAUGGGAUACACCGUUAAGUCCAAACCAAAGACCGCAACAGCUGAUUCGCCAGCAACUCCCUUCAGCGUAAUGGUUCACAAGCUGCAAGACUUGCUCAGUAGGUCUGAGCAUUUCGAGGUCAUUACGGUUCACCACAAUACUUUUGAUGGCAACCGCAGCAGCGCAGCAUCGAUGCUCGCAAAACAGAUUAGGCUCAGGCUAGUAGCAGAUGAGGAAUCAGAAAUCCCUCGGUCAUAUCGGAACAUCAUGGUGUCCAUUCACGCUAUUGCAACCUUCAAGUCUCUGGACGACUACUUACGGCCCAGAAUCAGCUUAUCCGAAAGACCACGUGGCUCUAGGCGAGCUGACAACCUCUCCAGAGCACUCGCGUCACUCGCAGGCUCUGCUGGUUUGCCCUUGAGCCAUGCCGCAGCAAGACUUGCCGAGCGCGCCUCAGCUGCAUCUGCUUCGAGCCCUAUUCCACCUCCACCCAGCGCACCCACGCCUGGUGCCUCGCGAUCUCUUCGCAAGACAAAAUCCAAAACAACGCCUCAACCAGAGACAGCACCUACUCCGGACACCUCUUCAAGCACUAGAGACAAGGCUGUGUUGCGGAGAUCAUCGCGCCGAAGUGCCGUAGCCGGGGGAGACAGCCCGGCACCCUCAAGGCCGCCUCCGGAAGAGGACGAUGACCUGCAGAACGCGCUGGAAUGCGCAGACGAGAAGCAGCUUUCUGAUGAUGAGGACAUUGGCGGUAGCAGCGCCCUCGACGCCAUUGUUGGGGACUUAGACGAGGACAUGGGAGAAUCGCCCGGCCCCGAACCUGGCGCUGUCAAUAUGGAAGUUGCGGCGGGUGGGAAGGUUACUGCACGCAAGGACGAUGGGACAAGGAUCCCGACGCCUUCUCAAAGUGCCCUACCCACUCGUUUCAGCGGCCUACCUGUCCCGACGUCACAAGAAACCCCCACGCCUUCAACUUCCUCGCGAGCCAUGUCCUAUGCAGCGGCCAUUCAGGCUGUGCCUCAAGAUUGGCACAUUGAGUUCACCCUCGAUGGUAAGGUGAUCCCAAGUGAAACCACGAUUUAUCGUGCGGUUCACACAUCAGCCUCCAACUCCGACGAGCACCUUAGCCGUAGUGUCUGGUCUGCUGUUCACCCCAUCAAAUUCCGCCGUGCUCCUGGCCCGCCUCCUGCGGAGACCUUAUCAUUCAGCCCCAACACUGAGUCUAAUGCCGAGGAGAAUGGAGAAGGAAAUGUGCCAGCGUCUCUUGCGAAGCAUCCAUCUACUUCUUCGAUUCUUCGUCUCCUAAACAUUCUUCACGACUUGAAUGCCAAUAUUGAAGACGUCAUGGUCGAAAACAGUGAGAAGGAUGCUGUUCGACUCAACGUUGAGCCCUUGUCUCAGUUUGUGAAUACCAAGCUUACUGCCAAGCUGAACAGGCAAUUGGAGGAGCCGCUCAUCGUCGCAAGCAACUGUAUUCCUAGUUGGGUGGAGGACCUGGCGAGACUAUACCCGUUCCUAUUUCCUUUCGAGACAAGGCACCUGUUCUUGCAAUCGACCUCGUUUGGUUAUGCUCGUUCGAUGACUCGCUGGCAAAAUGCCUCAGCCAACGAUGAUUCCCGACGUGACCGCCGUGACCACGAUCGUCCGUUCUUAGGUCGUCUCCAACGUCAGAAGGUCCGCAUUUCGAGAUCUAAAAUACUGGAAUCCGCUUUGAAGGUCAUGGAGUUAUAUGGUGCUUCACAGAGCAUUCUUGAGGUUGAAUACUUCGAGGAGGUCGGUACUGGCUUGGGACCUACCCUCGAAUUCUAUUCAACCGUCUCCAAAGAAUUUUCGAAGAAGAAGCUGAAGCUUUGGAGAGAAAUGGACUCCAAUGACUCGGAGGAAUACAUUUCCGGUGCAAGUGGACUCUUCCCUCGACCACUUAGUGACGAUGAAGCAUCUUCUCCUAACGGAGAACGUAUUCUUCAAUUAUUCAAGACCCUAGGCAAAUUCGUCGCUCGAUCCAUGAUUGAUUCCCGCAUCAUCGAUCUGAAUUUCAACCCUAUCUUCUUCCGCAUCGGGGACAGCUCAAUUGCACCAGGCGUAAAGCCCUCCCUCGGUGCUGUCAAGGUCGUAGACCCUGGUUUGGCUCGAUCUUUGAAGACUAUUAAGAAGUUUGCCCUGGCUAAGAAGGAGAUCGACGAGGAUCCUUCACGUACACCAGCACAAAAGGUUGCCGACACCGAAGACAUAACCAUUGAUGGUGUUAAGUUGGAUGAUCUAUGCUUGGACUUCACUCUCCCCGGAUACCCAGAGAUUGAGCUUAUGCCCAACGGCGCUCAGGUCCGAGUCACCAUUGACAAUGUGGAUUCUUACCUAGAGCAUGUUGUUGACAUGACUUUGGGGGUUGGUGUUCGCCGCCAGGUUGAUGCUUUCCGCACUGGCUUCUCCCAAGUCUUUCCCUACUCGGCCUUGAGUGCGUUCACUCCAGAUGAGCUCGUUACACUAUUCGGCAGAGUCGAAGAAGACUGGUCUCUUGAGACACUUAUGGAUUCGAUCAAGGCAGACCAUGGUUACAAUAUGGAUAGCAAGAGCGUUAAGAAUCUGCUCCAGACCAUGAGUGAAUUGAGUCCAGCUGAGCGCCGUGAUUUCUUGCAAUUCACAACCGGCAGCCCCAAACUGCCCAUUGGAGGUUUCAAGAGCCUAACGCCUAUGUUCACGGUCGUCUGCAAGCCUAGCGAGGCUCCUUACACGUCUGAUGACUACCUCCCUAGCGUCAUGACAUGCGUGAACUACCUCAAACUACCCGACUACACCAGCAUCGACGUGAUGCGCAAGCAGUUAUCCACGGCGAUCAAGGAAGGUCAAGGAGCGUUCCAUCUUUCAUAG
This is a messenger RNA of Colletotrichum truncatum, 5733 nucleotides long. Its product is annotated as HECT-domain-containing protein. The record is from RefSeq and is a predicted model, not a curated record. Gene Ontology annotation, cellular component: nuclear speck. NCBI's taxonomy places the organism in Eukaryota, Fungi, Ascomycota, Sordariomycetes, Glomerellales, Glomerellaceae. Gene Ontology annotation, biological process: proteasome-mediated ubiquitin-dependent protein catabolic process; protein polyubiquitination. Gene Ontology annotation, molecular function: ubiquitin protein ligase activity.